Polychytrium aggregatum is the source of this 1058-nucleotide messenger RNA. RefSeq lists its product as uncharacterized. The transcript has a single exon. The coding region runs from base 370 to 801 and encodes 143 amino acids. Lineage: Eukaryota; Fungi; Chytridiomycota; Chytridiomycetes; Polychytriales. The record is from RefSeq and is a predicted model, not a curated record.
CAAAUACCGGGGUGGCCAGUACUGGGAUGGCAGAUACCAGGAUGACGGAUCUCGGGAUCUCUGUGCUGGAUGUUGUCAAUGCGAACCUGUUUGGCAAAUGACCCUAACUCGUCUCCUGUGUAUGUUCGCAACGCACUGCUCCCGAUCAUCCUCAAAACUACCUUGCUGGCUCGACGACGCUCUCGUCCAACAUCCGAUAACCAUCAGAGCGCCCGUGGUUUGCGCCACGUCCUGGAGCAGCUCACCAACGCCUCGUUCUCGCAGUAGCGGUGCCACUGCAUCGUUUUUGUGCCCAAGAAUCCCAUCCGACCCGAGACCCAUUACUUCGCCCCCCCCCCGCUCGACUGGCGCCACAGUUCCGAUGCCGUGAUGCCUGCUUCUCUCGCACCCGGCUCGUACUUUUUUGAUGAGACUGUGACCAUCCAAGCUUUUACCUCGCGAACGCCCCUUGUCGAACUAUCCAUCGCUGGCCACUGGCUCUCGCCAUGCGACUCAAGCACACCCUCCGUCAAGCCAACGACCACAUCUGAGGUGCCACCAUCAACCAUCAAGCGCAACAAGACUCAUCUACUUUGUCUGUGUUGUAAUCCUUGCGCUUACUUCUCAGCCACCCGCCCGACCCCCCCCCUCAAUCUUCCUUGGUUGCGGUGGGCUUCCGCCUCUGUCUACCUCGCGUGCUCUCUAAUUUUUGUCUUUGCUCUGCUGUGUUCUGUCUCGCUGCAUUUCUGCCCGCACAUAGUUUCCAAUGAUGAUGAAUGGGAUGGCCGUGCUGUUAUUUUUAUUUUUUGUUGUUUUCCUUAGCCACGGACAACUGAUGAAGGGACGAGAUACAAUACCAUCGAUGAAGAGACGAGCAUGGCUGCACCCCUCCGACGCUGGAGUUUGGAUGCAUCCCUCUGGCGCUGGACUGGGACGCGGCCAUGCUUUCUGAUGCUUUUGUCAUGUAUCUAUCAAUUUGCAACUUUGCUGAACCGGGGGCCUCCGCGCAUGACGCCGAUGGCCGCCGUCUUUUUCUUCCUACCCCCUGUUGAAUAUAUGCAUGCAACGAUACACAACAA